Messenger RNA from Brienomyrus brachyistius, 2386 nucleotides. RefSeq names its product clavesin-1-like. The record is from RefSeq and is a predicted model, not a curated record. Gene Ontology annotation, cellular component: membrane. The transcript has 6 exons. Gene Ontology annotation, molecular function: phosphatidylinositol bisphosphate binding. The coding region runs from base 905 to 1930 and encodes 341 amino acids. Lineage: Eukaryota; Metazoa; Chordata; Actinopteri; Osteoglossiformes; Mormyridae.
ACCGUAUUAUAGGAGAGAGUGUAAACUUACCUGGAUACAGCGACACACAAGCUGACCUUCAUUGCACAUAAAAGGCAGCAGAAGGUAGAGCCCGAAACCAGUUGCACUUCUCUGAGCACGCUACACAGUAUACGUAUAAUCUGUUUUCCUUCAUUAUAUGAAAUGAAUCAUUUGGAUUCAGGGGAUAUUUCUUAAACAUCUUCGGUUUUUUUUUCUAAUACCUGAAGGAAAAUAACUGGUCUCCCAGCAUCCCCAGAUCCACGACGAAAUCAAACACGCAAAUGGGAGCAGACCACUAAAUCAACAUUUUUCACGCCUGCUUGAGCAUCCGAAUCACGCCAGGGCACGAAGAAUCACGCCGUCCUUGAGGAGCAUUGCAAUAACAUGAAUGGGAUGCAUAAUCGUUUCCUACAGAGACGAUACAAUGAAACAAUCGCGUUGAGCUGUGGCAUGUAAUUAUUCUAGGACGGGGGCUGGCGCCGGGACACACAAGCCUUGUCUGAGGGGGGAGCGGAGCUGUUCAGCACCAUUCCGGGCGGACAGCUCACUCAGGCUCCGCAUCCCGGUAAUAAUUUCCGCUUUCCUCCUUUCUGCUCUGUGUCGGAUCCUCCAGGAGAGAUCAGGACCCUUUUCAGGAGAUACAAUUCCCGCAAUACAAAGAAAAGUUGCUGAAUCGACCACGGGACACUUACGGUUAAGUGUAUUUUCAGAGCUGCAGGAGAAAAUUUAAAUGCACCAUGUGCCGUUUUGUCAAAUGGGCUCCUAGUGUAGUAGCUACGGUACUGAAAAGGACACGGUAAGGGACACAGUAACAGAACCUACGAGGUCUAGAGAGAUCACUUCAGCUAUGUUUGGAAACUCGAGCAUUUGUGGAUUUUAGUGCGAAAUCCCGGGACCCAUUUCCAUGGCAACGGUUCACGUGGACUUGACCAUCACAAGCGGCAUGAACCACCUGCACGGAGGCCUGAGCUCUGGAACGACGGAGAAAGCUCGCCUGGAGCUGAGCGAGAACCCGGACACACUUCACCGGGACAUCCAGCAGGUCCGGGACAUGAUCGUCACCCGCCCCGACGUGGGUUUCCUGCGCACGGAUGACGCAUUCAUCCUCCGCUUCCUCAGAGCCCGCAAGUUCAACAAGAUCGAGACCUUCAAGCUUCUGGCCCAGUACUUUCAGUACCGCCAGCAGAACCUCCACUUGUUCCAGAGCUUCAGGGCCGAUGACCCAGGUAUCAAGCGAGCCCUGAUGGACGGCUUUCCAGGGGUGCUAGGGGCACCAGAUCAGAACGGCCAUAAAAUCCUCCUCCUUUUCGCUUCCAACUGGGACCAGAGUAGGAGCUCAUUCACAGACAUCUUGCGGGCCAUCUUCUUGUCCCUGGAAGUCCUGAUUGAGGACCCCGAGCUGCAAAUAAAUGGCUUCAUUCUCAUCAUCGACUGGAGCAACUUCACAUACAAGCAGGCAUCCAAGUUGACUCCGGCCAUCUUGAAACUUGCUGUGGAGGGACUGCAGGACAGUUUCCCUGCCCGCUUUGGUGGAAUCCACUUUGUCAACCAGCCGUGGUACGUCCACGCCCUGUACACUGUCAUCCGGCCCUUCAUCAAGGACAAGACCAGGAAACGGAUUUUUCUCCACGGCAACAACCUGAACAGUUUACACCAGCUGAUUUACCCAGAAUGCCUGCCGUCCGAAUUCGGGGGAACCCUACCGCCAUACGACAUGGGGACUUGGGCCCGAACGCUGCUGGGCCCAGAUUACGACGAUGAGAUGGAGUACACGCACACGUACCACGCGCCACAUGUGGGAGGCUCCCUCUGCACCUCCCCCGUGGACGAUUCUGAGAGCGUAGUGAGGAGGUCCCAGUCUGCUCUGGAACCCGAGAUGCUGAAACUCGGCAAGGGAGCCAUCACGCGGCCCUUGCUGGCUCUGGACUGAGCACACCUGAAGGAGGCCUCAUUACUCCGCUCGCAGUACAUGUAUCACUCCGCCCACAGUGGCAACAGCAGGCGGGGACCAACCGGACCUUUAUUCCUACACAUUCAGCAGCUGUCACCUUCCACUCCCAUUUACAGCCAUCCAAAAGGAUGUAACCCGUUUCGCUACAAACAGGGAAAUUUAUUCAGUGCAUCAAGGUUUAUAAUUAACCUAUUGCAUAUUUGUACUGUAUGUCUGUAUUAAGGACACUGUAUAUUCAAUAGUGCCAUCUCUGUUCCCAGAUCAAUACUUAGGGCUCAGUGUCCACAGAGGAAUGUCAUCAGAUUGAAUGUAAAAAUAAAUCAAAUACAGCCACAGAAUAUGGACAAGCAAUUAAAUGUAGCUGUUUUGGUGUUUAUACAGUAUGGGGAUGGACCCCUACAUGUUUCCAAAUCCAUAAAUAAUGUUUAUUGUUAA